AUGGGUACAGCAGAAGCCACAUUACGCAUGGACAGCAUGGAGGUUAAGGACGAGUGGCAGGAUGAGGACUUCCCCAGGCCACUACCAGAGGAUGGAUAUGCUGAUUCCUCAUGUGGCCUCACUGACAACAGGACCACUCUAUCUAAACUUUCCUGGCCUGCCUGCUCAGAUCCUCCCACCACUCUGAAUGUGGGCGAGUCCAUGGCCCAGCGUAAGCGUCGUACUUUGGUUGCACCCGACAUGAACCUCUCCCUGGAUCAGAGCGAGGGAUCGGUGCUCUCUGAUGACUUCCUGGAAACGCCUGAUGACCUGGACAUCAACGUAGAUGACAUCGAGACUCCUGAUGAGACUGACUCACUGGAGUUCAUCAACAAUGGCAACGAGCUGGAGUGGGAAGAUGACACUCCCGUGGCCACCGCCAAGCGCAUUCCAGGUGAAAGUGAGGAGGAGAGAGACUCAUCUGGGCGUCUGUGGCGAACAGUGAUCAUCGGUGACCAGGAGCAGCGGAUUGACAUGCAGGUCAUCAGACCGUACCUGAGGGUCGUCACACACGGAGGUUAUUAUGGUGAGGGUCUGAAUGCUAUCAUCGUGUUUGCAGCCUGCUACCUCCCUGACAGCGGCUGUGAGGACUACACAUACAUCAUGGAGAAUCUCUUCCUAUACGUUGUGAGCAGCCUGGAGCUUCUGGUUGCAGAAGAUUACAUGAUUGUUUACAUGAAUGGAGCAACUCCUCGCAGGAAGAUGCCCGGCAUCAGCUGGCUGAAGAGAUGCUACCAGAUGAUUGACAGGAAAUUGAGGAAGAAUCUAAAGUGUCUCAUCAUUGCUCACCCAACGUGGUUCAUCCGGACCGUCCUGGCGAUCUCAAGACCUUUCAUUAGUGUGAAGUUUAUGGAUAAGAUCCGGUACGUUCACACCCUGGAGGAGCUCAGCCAGAUCAUCCCAAUGGAGCAUGUGCAGAUCCCUGAGUGUGUGUUGCAGUAUGAUGAUGAGAAGAUAAGAGCACAAAGGGAAAGACUUGAGCAAGAGCAGCAGCAGACCAACUCAACACUGCCUAAAGAAAGGCCAAAGUCAAUGAUAGCAGAAGUUGGUCAUGACAUCUGACAUUAAGAGCUUUAAAUUGAAGAACCAAUGGGGGACAUUCAUUCAUGAAAACUGGAGCCAGCGUAAACCACCAGCAUGGGCAUGUUGCGCAGGAUUAAAUCUCCUGACUGGAUCCAUUAGCUGCAAGACAAUCAUUUCUCAAAAAACAUUAUCUUCAGUGACAUGCUUGCUUCUACUAAAAGUUAAUUUACACCACAGCAUUACAGAUAUAGUACAAAAUAUAGCUAAAUCAAAAAGUAUCUGCUCCCUGCAUGCCCAGUUGAGCUUUAUCUACAGCAUGACUUCAACUAUUUAAAUUAAAAUUUAAGGACUUGGAUGAACACUCAAGCAUCCUCUGAGAGCCGGGAAUAGUGCACAUUACUAGUGCAAAGUGUACAUACUUGUGUAUAUAUAUUUUUGAGACAGGUGUAUGCACAGAUAUUUGGGUUUUGAUAUGAAUGGCAUGGGUAUUGUUUAGUUUCAACUUUCAUGGCUGUUUACGGAAAAAUGAUGUGCAAUGAUUUUGUUCUUCUUAGACCUACAGUUGAUGUUACUGAUGCAAACGUGUGUUACAGUUUUCCAGAGUUUGAUAUGCAGGUGGCAUGCUUGUUUAUAUCCUUCUGUCUGGGUUACAGUUGUUUUUGUCAGUUUUUAAGUCAUUUGCCAUCUUGUUUCCAAAGGUACUUUUACAAGAUGGAAAGCAAAUUAAAUAUAUUUAAAAAUAGAGUCAAACUGAUUGCUAUAAAUGUUAUUUAUGAAAAUGUGCCAUUU
Morone saxatilis (striped sea-bass) is the source of this 1851-nucleotide messenger RNA. Its product is annotated as caytaxin-like. Gene Ontology annotation, biological process: apoptotic process. NCBI's taxonomy places the organism in Eukaryota, Metazoa, Chordata, Actinopteri, Moronidae. The coding region runs from base 1 to 1101 and encodes 366 amino acids. Gene Ontology annotation, cellular component: cytoplasm. The transcript is spliced from 12 exons. The record is from RefSeq and is a predicted model, not a curated record.